Messenger RNA from Penaeus monodon (black tiger shrimp), 1330 nucleotides. RefSeq names its product ankyrin repeat domain-containing protein 12-like. Lineage: Eukaryota; Metazoa; Arthropoda; Malacostraca; Decapoda; Penaeidae. The record is from RefSeq and is a predicted model, not a curated record. Gene Ontology annotation, molecular function: protein binding.
GCCAAACUCCCAUAGACUUAGCAUGUCAUAAGGAUGUGAAGGAAGCCCUGCUGGCGUAUAGGGACAAUCCUGAAAAGGUGACGGAGGAGAUGAAGAAGAAGCACGAUUCGAAGGAGGCAGAGGCAGCCAACCUGCUGAGGGAAAACGAAAAGAUCAAGAAGGACCUUCAGGAAAAGGAAAACAAAAUCAAAUUACUGCAGGACAAACUUGAGGAGCAGCAGGAGAUGAAGAAGAAGUAUGACUCGAAGGAGGCGGAGGCAGCCAACCUGCAGAAGGAAAACGGAGAGCUCAAGAAGGACCUGCAGGAAAAGGAAAAAGAAAUCAAAUUAAUGCAGGACAAACUCGAGGAACAGGAAGAGUUGAAGAUGUAUGACUCGAAGGUGGCAGAGGUAACCACCCUGCAGAAGGAAAUGGGAGAGUUGAAGAAGGACCUUCAGGAAAAGGAAAAGGAAAUCAAAAUAAUGCAGGACCAGGUGAAGCAAGUGCAAUUGCAUCAGCGAAGGUGUGAGAGUGAGGCGAGGGACCAUGAAGCCGAGAAGGAAGGCCUCAAAGAGCAAAUCGCAAAUCUUCAGGAAUACAAUGCAAUUUUACAAUCUCGUCUGGAAGAAGAAGGGCGCAAGAAUCUAGCACUGACGAGGCAGAUCCGAGAGAAGGAGAGCGAGCUCACACGAGCAGAGACAGAGCACAAUGAAAGAGUGAAAAGUCUCAAAAGAAGGGAAAAGAGGAAAGAGGAAGAGGCAGACGAAGAGAAGGGCGAGCUUGAGAGCGAGCUCAGGCGACGAGACAAGAGGAUCGAGGCCCUCAAGAAGCAGCUCAGAGAUCAAGAAGAGGAAAGAGAAAUGGACUCGCAACUCGAAGAGGAAGACAGCGUGUUAAAGCGAAUGAUUAGGCAGUUCAGAGAACAAGAACGAAAAAAAGCAAAAACUUCAAUCCUCGGCCUCAGGCAGGAGGAGCAGGACCUGGGGAGCAGCUGACAGCGACGAGACUCCGCCAGCAGCUGCCACGGACGGGGCUAGGGGAGCGGCGGGCGGAAGAGACAAGCCUCAGCAAGCAGCUGGCAGCAAGAGGCAAGGCUAGGAAAGCACCAGAAAACGACGAACCUGUGCAAGCCGCAGGCAAGAGGAAAGGGGCAGGGGAGAAGGCAGACAGGAGGGGAAAGUCUAAGGGGCUAGCCGACAGAGACGAGUCGUCACAAGAAGACGACAGGGCCGAGUCGUCACAAGAAGAGAGCGACGAAUCGUCACAAGAGGACGACAGCGACGAGUCAGAGUGAUUUCAUCCAACUUUGUAAAGAUCGUGUGGAAAAUAACGAAUAAAUAUGUAGAGUAUA